Molecule: messenger RNA, 908 nt
Organism: Pseudogymnoascus verrucosus
Lineage: Eukaryota; Fungi; Ascomycota; Leotiomycetes; Thelebolales; Thelebolaceae
Exons: 2
Coding region: 1-855 (284 amino acids)
Source: RefSeq, a predicted model, not a curated record
AUGGUCAUACCAGGUGUCACACCGGUCCCCUCCUUCCCCAAAAACCGUCGCCGCAUGCGUCGCGGAGCACGCAAACGCCACGCCCUCUCCCGCAAAGUUGAUCCGCGCGACGAGUACCUCGAGGGCGCCUUCUUGGCACACGACACGGCGUUCCUACCCCUUUCGGGUCCCUUCCCAGGCGGCGCACAGCCACAGUCGCUCGAACGUAGCUGGCUGGCAUGGAUGGCGCACGAGGUGCGGCGCGAGGAGGAGGAUGAGCAGUGCCGCCUCUUCGGGGGUGAUGCAGACGAUGACGCGUUGCGCGCUCUUGGCAUCCUAUACGAUUCCAUCCGCGACGACGGCGAGAAGAAGAGCGAGGCACCCACACUGGAGUCUGGAGUGUUCACCGCAGGCGUCAACAACGAGGAUACCAAGGACGGAGACAAGGACGAGGCCAAGGACAAGGAUGUUAACUUUCCCCCUCUCCCCUACCGCCUCUACAACGUCCUCUCCAAACCCGCAAAACUCUCAAAAACAAUGAGACGGCACAACUCCCGGCGUUCACCCCUGACAAUCCCCACGCCCCCCCUCCUGUCCUCCUACCUCAUGGACGACUCCGAGAUCCUGCGCCUCACCACUUUGCAAUCCCCCCAGGAGCCAGCGGAGAAGGAGACACAGACACUCCAACACCAGUCCUUACCAACAACACACGCGUCGUUCCCCACGCAAUUCCCCGUCCCCCUCCAUACCCCCGGAGCGACAGACGGCACAGACAAACCCACAGCAACACUCAUCACCACCACCAAACUCGCCGACCCAUCAUGGACCUUCAUCCCCCAAGACCCAGACUGGGUCCUCCUAGACGACGACUCGUAGCAGGCCCCGUGACGUUGCUCCCAUCCGCGGAUGGGGCGCUAGGGCUGGUCCUC